AUGUGCUCUCUCUCUCUCUUCUUCACAAUUGUAUAUAUACACACAAACCCACAUAGUUUCAUGUCUCCCUCUUUUUAUAUGUACUACAUAAAUUGAAGCCAUAUCAAUGGGAAACUGCCUGAUACACGACAAUGGCUUUGCUGGAAAAGAUCUCGAACCCGAGCUCCCGGUUGAGUUAUUGGAAGAAGGUAAAGUGAGUAGCGGUGAGGAAGGAGGAAAUGAAAGAUCAACACCAAAAGAGUCUAAAGUGGUGAGGAUCAAAGUAGUGGUGACAAAAGGAGAACUUAGAGAAAUCUUGGGUCACAAGAGAGGUAUCUAUUCCAUUCAAGACUUAGCUCAUGUUCUCAAAGAUAGUGGCAGAAACAUCUCCAGGGCUUAUGAAGAAGAAGAAGAAGAACAAGAUGAAAACUGGAGGCCUACGUUAGAAAGUAUUCCUGAGAACUAAUCAUAUCUAUACAUUCAACUAAGAUUUCAGUUUCUUCUCUAGUUUUUCUUACCUUUUCCAAGACGGCUGUUUAUUUUGUUGUCCAUGAUUGCUCCUUUUUAACCAAUGUUGUAUCAGAAACAUUGGUUUCUUGUUCCUUUCCUUGUUUUUUCCCCAGGAUGUUUGGUGCUUUCUGUUUUUGUUAGAGCACUAAUUAACUAUUACAUGUCAUCAUGUUGUGUCUAAAUAGUUAAUGAAAUGUGGCAUUUUAUAUAUAUGGUCGAAAGAUCAGUCUUUUAUGUACAAUGAAUUUUU
Messenger RNA from Raphanus sativus (radish), 739 nucleotides. RefSeq lists its product as uncharacterized. NCBI's taxonomy places the organism in Eukaryota, Viridiplantae, Streptophyta, Magnoliopsida, Brassicales, Brassicaceae. Bases 107 to 445 code for a protein of 112 amino acids. The record is from RefSeq and is a predicted model, not a curated record. The transcript has a single exon.